This is a messenger RNA of Formica exsecta, 2079 nucleotides long. RefSeq names its product carnitinyl-CoA dehydratase-like. The transcript has 6 exons. NCBI's taxonomy places the organism in Eukaryota, Metazoa, Arthropoda, Insecta, Hymenoptera, Formicidae. The coding region runs from base 417 to 1379 and encodes 320 amino acids. The record is from RefSeq and is a predicted model, not a curated record.
UACUUUAUAUACCUUGUCUCUUAAGACGACCUAAGACCAUAUUUAAGACGAUCUUAAAUAAUAAGAACGGAUUAUGAAUACCGGCCUUAGUACAGACACGCACCAAAACUGGCCGUUUUACCGUGGCACCGAAAAGUGAAUCUGGCCAUGUAGUUCCGCCAGUUCUAAAAUGGAUCUAGUUGGCGCUAUUGCACCAGCUAGAAAAAGCGUCUUACGGAAAACGGCGGUAUGGCCUCUGCCCCCUUUUCUCUCUUGUCUGAUUUCUUCUUGCCGGUGAUUGUAUGAGAUGCGUGGCGUGAUAUAUGUUUGUAUGUUUGUAUAUUGCUUGCAUUAUAUUCAGGAGGUUGUAAAAAUUGACAUAACUUAAGGCUUUAAUAAAAUUUUUUCAAAAGUACUUGCCGUAAAAAAAAUCUGUAAUGCAAAAAAGAAUGCAUUCUCUGAGAAAAUUGCCCGUUUCUUUUACUCGGAUACUUAGACUUAAUGUACCACGAAGUCUAAACCAGCAGAACUCCUCGCAGCCAGCUGCAAAUGCAAAUUUAGAUAAGAACAAAGAAGACACAAUAUUGGUGAAUCAAGUGGGUAAAGUAACUACGAUUGGUAUUAAUCGUCCUGAAAAGAGAAAUUGUUUAGAUACUGCAACCGCACAAUUACUAUCAGAAGCAUUAGAUAAAUUUGAAAAUAACGAAGAGACAUCAGUAGGAGUGUUAUAUGGAGUAGGAGGCAACUUUUGUGCCGGUUAUGAUCUCAAAGAAAUUGCAGACUAUGAUGGCGAGAGUGAGGAAAACAUACCACACUUUGGGCCAUUGGCGAAUAGAACUGAAUUAUUCAAGAAACCACUGAUUGCAGCUUUGAAUGGAUACGUCAUUGGAAUAGGAUUUGAACUUGCUUUAAUGUGCGAUUUGAGAGUUGUAGAGGAUACGGCAGUGAUGGGCUUUUUAAACAGACGUUUCGGCAUUCCAAUUUUAUGCGGAGGCACCGUCCGUUUGCCUGCUCUGGUUGGAUAUUCUAGAGCUAUAGACCUAAUACUAACAGGAAGAAUAGCUACUGCAGAGGAAGCAUUUAAGUGGGGAAUUGCAAAUAAAUAUGCAUCUUGUGGUGCAGCUUUGGGCGUAGCGAUAAAUUUGGCAUCGUCCCUUGUAAAAUUUCCGCAAAAAUCUUUGUUAGCGGAUCGCGCCUCGGCGCAUUUUGCCGCAUGUUCGGCAAAGGUAAUGGAAGAAGCAUUGCAAUUCGAAAAAGAUAAUUCAUCGCAUUUGAUAUUGGAGGAAGGAGUUGAAGGCGCUAAGAAAUUUAUUUAUCAAGGAAUAGGAAGGCACGGAAAGUUUCAUGAUAUCACGAUUAAAGAUAAGAGUAUUAAGGAAUUAGAUGAGACUUUAUUAUAAGAAGUUUCGAUUUAAGCGUAGAUUUAAUUGAUGGAGUUUUCCGCGAAGGUCUUCGCACCUUGGAUAGAAUAUCAGAACAUCUUUUGGCUGCCUUUCCUGUUAGAAGUGGUGUAAAGUUCACCAUCUGUCUAUUCUCAUCCCCUGAAAAAUAUCUCCUGUAAUAUCUCCUAUAUUAGGUAAAAUAAUAUUCACACAUUACUUUCGAAAGUUAUGAUAAAAUAUGUUGAAUCUGUUUGAAGAAUAUCUGUUCCGCGUGUACAAGGCUCAUAGAAGGAUACGUUUUUCAAUUGACAAUUGAUUUCGUCAUAUAAAUCGAAUUCAUCUGAAAAUAUCCAGAUAGCAAAUGCAAGUUAUUUGACGUCAAAAUAACGUGCGUUUGCUAUCUAGUUUCCUACGAAAAUUGAUUUUUACAUUUUUUUAAUAAUUAAAAAACUGCAGUUUAACAAAAUUGAUGUUAGAUUAGUGUCAACAUUUAUAUAUAUAUAAUCAAUUAAUAAUUAUAUUUAUAUAAUCAUUUUACUUUUAAUUACAUGUACUAUUCACACGUGCAACUUUUCUAAUGUAAUUGAGUAUCAUUCUAAUCGGACAAUUUACAUUCACCAACAUCUCUCUUUCUGCAGAUGUGUUUGAUUGUCCAACCUCAUCACUAUUUGAUAAAUAUUCUGUAAUUACAAUUCUAUACUAUUAAUCAUAAUUCUCC